AUGCAUCGUUUUAAUCCUGAAUGGUUUGUUGAUUAUCAUGGGUGGUUGGAGUAUAGUAUAAGUAACGAUGCAACAUAUUGUUUGAGUUGUUAUUUGUUUAAAGACGAUAACAUUCAUCAAGGUGGAGGUGAUGUAUUUUCGAGCAUAGGGUUUAAGAGUUGGAACAAAAAGAAGAGCUUUGAUAAGCAUGUUGGUGGGCCAAGUAGCUUUCAUAACCAAGCAAAAAGGAAAUGUGUAGAUCUACUACGGCAACAACAGUCCAUUAUAUAUGCAUUUGAGAAGCAAUCUGAUCAAGUUAAGCAUGAUUACUUGAUUCGCUUAACUGCUUCGGUUAAUGUCGUAAGACUUCUUUUGAAGCAAGGAUUUGCAUUUUGGGGUCAUGAUGAAUCUAAAACAUCAUUUAACAGGGACAUUGUGACUGCAUGUAAGAUGGAAACAAUUAAAGCUAUCAUUAAAGAAUUAAAUGGUGACUACUUUGCCUUAUUAGUCGAUGAAUCUUUUGAUGUGUCGCGAAAGGAGCAAAUGGCUAUUGUCUUACGAUAUGUUGAUAGAAUGGGAUUUAUGGUGGAGCGACUUGUUGAUAUUGUUCAUGUCAAAGAUACGUGUGCUUCAUCUCUAAAGAAGGCAAUUGUUGAUUUAUUUGCUAAACUUUCCUUAAGUCUAUCAUAUGUUCGUGGGCAAUGUUACGAUGGAGCAAGCAAUAUGCAAGGUGAGCUCAAUGGCCUUAAAAUGUUGAUUAGGCAAGAAAGUAGAUCGGCUCACUCUAUUCAUUGUUUUGCUCACCAACUUCAAUUAACUCUUGUUGCGGUUUCAAAAAAAUGUAUUCAAGUAGGAGAACUUGUAGUUUUGGUCUCAAAUAUUUUGAAUGUGUUGGGAUCUUCUUUUAAGCGUAUGGAUGAAUUUCAAGAAUCUCAAAAGGAAAGAAUUGAAGAGGCAUUAGAUAUGGGUGAGUUUAAAACUGGUAGAGGCUUGAAUCAAGAACUUGGUCUUUCAAGAGCUUGUGAUACUCGUUGGGGAUCUCAUUACAAAUCUUUUAAAAAUUCUAUUCUUAUGUUUGGCUCUAUUCUUGAUGUUCUUGAAGCACUUGUUGUUGAUGCACGUUUGAUGGAUAACAGAGCCAAGGCAAUAGGAUAUCUCAAAACUUGUCAAACAUUUGAGGUUGCAUUCAUAUUGCAUUUGAUGAUAGAUGUUUUAGCAAUCACAAAUAAGCUAAAUAAAUGCUUACAAAAAAAAGGAGCAAGAUAUCGCAAAUGCCAUGCUACUUGUAGAAGUAGCAAAGAGAAGGUUGCAAAGUUUAAGAGAAGAUGA
Messenger RNA from Nicotiana tabacum (common tobacco), 1308 nucleotides. The record is from RefSeq and is a predicted model, not a curated record. Lineage: Eukaryota; Viridiplantae; Streptophyta; Magnoliopsida; Solanales; Solanaceae.